Molecule: messenger RNA, 1364 nt
Organism: Centruroides sculpturatus (bark scorpion)
Lineage: Eukaryota; Metazoa; Arthropoda; Arachnida; Scorpiones; Buthidae
Gene: Ran
Product: GTP-binding nuclear protein Ran-like
Exons: 7
Coding region: 99-773 (224 amino acids)
Biological process (GO): protein import into nucleus; ribosomal subunit export from nucleus
Cellular component (GO): cytoplasm; nucleus
Molecular function (GO): GTP binding; GTPase activity
Source: RefSeq, a predicted model, not a curated record
AAGACGCAAUUUUUUUCCCCGUAAUAUUAAAUUUAAACGCUAGGGUUCGCACAGUCUAUUGGCGCCAUUAACUGAAUCGGAAAGAAAGAACGGCAGAGAUGCAGCAACAAGCUAAUCCUUCAGUUGAAAGUAGUGAUGGUGUUCCCACUUUCAAGUGUGUUUUAGUUGGCGAUGGUGGAACAGGAAAAACCACAUUCGUAAAGAGACAUUUAACUGGUGAAUUUGAAAAGAAAUAUGUUGCUACUUUGGGUGUUGAAGUUCAUCCACUGGUAUUUCAUACAAAUCGUGGUGCGAUUAGAUUUAAUGUAUGGGAUACAGCCGGUCAGGAGAAGUUUGGCGGUCUCAGAGAUGGAUAUUAUAUCCAAGGGCAGUGUGCUGUUAUAAUGUUUGAUGUUACUUCAAGAGUAACUUACAAGAACGUUCCAAACUGGCAUAGAGAUUUGGUCCGAGUUUGUGAAAAUAUUCCAAUUGUUCUUUGUGGAAACAAAGUUGAUAUCAAGGACAGAAAAGUAAAGGCAAAAUCUAUUGUUUUUCACAGGAAGAAGAACUUGCAGUAUUAUGACAUUAGUGCCAAGAGUAAUUAUAAUUUUGAAAAGCCAUUCUUAUGGUUAGCCAGGAAACUGAUUGGAGAUCCAAAUCUCGAAUUUGUUGCCAUGCCAGCUCUAGCACCACCAGAAGUAACCAUGGAUCCAGAAUGGAAGGCCAAGCUCGAAAAUGAAAUGAAGGAUGCUUACAACACACCCUUACCAGAUGAAGAUGACGACGAGCUUUAGUAUGUACGAAACGUGAUAUCCAACCAAAUUUGUUCUUCGUAUACAGACUGCUAAAGAUUUGCACUAUUUUAAGUUAACUCACUCUUCAUGUACAGGAUUAUUAUCUGUUCUGUAAAUUGUAAACUGUGCAAGUAUGAAAGAUGAAACGUAUGAGAAGUUAAAAUGGGAAUUUCAUUUGUGACUGAUCUCAAGCAUUCUGAAUAGACAUUUCAUAUUCAUUGAUUUUUUUUAAUAUAGCAUUAAAGAAAAAUUAAUAUCAGGUUUAAAAAUAAAGACGUUUCUGCCUACAAAUGUAUCCUUUCUGUACGUAACGACGUAUCGACGGGGAAAAUAGAACGGUACGUAUCGAACGUGCCCAAACACAGGCGAUAUUAUCAAAUUAGUCCUGUCCGAAACAGUAUUCAAAAGUUCGGCCGCACUCGGUUAAUUAUUUUUUACCAAAAUAAAGCAAAUGAGUUUGAAGCGUGUUGGAUAUUGUCUGUUUGCUGCAAAUCUUUUUGAGUUUAUACUUUAAAUGCAGUUAGUGUAAUUGAUACAAUGAUGCUGUAAAAGUGAAUUUGUAUGAAAUGAAAAGUGUUUUUCAAAAUGCAA